UCUGCUUGCCUCGGCUGCAUCGGCCUUCACUCCAGCAUCAACAACCAGCACGGACCUGUUAGCUGCGAAUGGUCUUCUCAAUCUUGCCGUCAACCAGAUUCAACAGGCUUUUCGGGGAAGGCAAGGAGGCUGUACAUUGGCAAAUGUUGCAGUGAGGAGAGAAUGCCAAGGUCAACAUUAACAAAUGCUGAGCGGAAAGCUUACACUGAUGCUGUUCUUUGUCUACAAGCAAAGCCUGCUUUGACUGACCAAACCCUUGUUCCGGGUGCUAAGUCAAGAUACGAUGACUUUGUGUGGACUCACAUCAACCAAACACUUACCAUUCACGGCACAGCCAACUUUCUGUCAUGGCACAGAUACUUCACAUACACUUAUGAACAAGCAUUGCGUGAAGAAUGUGGAUACAGAGGCUCGCAGCCAUACUGGAACUGGGGCAAAACCGCUUUUGAUCCUGUCAACUCACCGGUCUUUGAUGGCUCUGCAUACUCCAUGGGCGGGAAUGGUGUUUAUGAAGCCCACAACUGCACCAACGCUCUCCCAACUGGCUUGAACUGCAUUCCCCCAGGACAGGGAGGUGGCUGCGUUGAGACAGGGCCUUUCAAGAACAUGAGCGUCAACCUUGGACCAGUCGCCCCAACCCUGGCCGUACCUGAAGUUGUAGCAACUGGCCCCGGCACGGCCUACAACCCGAGAUGCCUCAGGAGAGACGUCAGCGUCUGGGUGUCGUCGCAGUGGACCACGGAUAAAAAUUCAUCUGAUCUGAUCACCCAAAACACUGAUAUCGCCUCAUUUCAAACAGCUAUGCAAGGAGACUUUGCGUCAGGCAUCUACGGUGUACACACAGGCGGCCACUUCACCAUUGGUGGUGACCCAGGCGGAGACCUUUUCACAUCCCCAGGAGACCCAGCCUUCUUCCUCCACCACGCACAAAUCGAUCGCACGUGGUGGAUCUGGCAAAACCAAGAUCUUAAGAACAGACAAAACGCCAUCGCUGGAACAAUUACCCUGAAUAACUCCCCACCGAGCAGAAAUGGAACUUUGCAAGAUUACAUUUCGAUGGGUGUCAAUGCUGUUGACAUCCAGAUUGGGGAUGCGAUGAACACUCUCGCUGGUCCUUUUUGCUAUAUUUAUGUUUAGAAGGCGAGGCGUGAGUGAGUCUACUUCUUGGUUGGGUACUCUGCUUGUACAUAGAAAAAAGCAUCAUAAUGUAUAUACAUUUUUAAUCGGAUGAAGAAAUGGAAAUUUCUGCACUGGUACUGCUUGCGCCUCUCAAGCUUGUCUGAACCUUGCUUGAAGUCGUGAUCCACUGUAAGAUCAUAAUGGUUAAAUAAAUCUGGAAGCCUUGGUACAAUGCUUUGCAAGA
This is a messenger RNA of Hyaloscypha bicolor E, 1363 nucleotides long. RefSeq names its product putative tyrosinase. Gene Ontology annotation, molecular function: oxidoreductase activity. The transcript is spliced from 10 exons. Bases 163 to 1137 code for a protein of 324 amino acids. The record is from RefSeq and is a predicted model, not a curated record. NCBI's taxonomy places the organism in Eukaryota, Fungi, Ascomycota, Leotiomycetes, Helotiales, Hyaloscyphaceae.